Molecule: messenger RNA, 445 nt
Organism: Paramecium sonneborni
Lineage: Eukaryota; Ciliophora; Oligohymenophorea; Peniculida; Parameciidae
Source: the annotation of a GenBank genome assembly
AUGGGUUUAUGUUCUUCAUCUUAACAGAAAAAGCCAAGACCAUUGAUUAGAUUAGUAAAAGUUGAGAUGGACAUUAAAGAAGAUAAUUAUUAGUAAACUUUAAAUCUUUGGAGAAGGAUUGAUGAAUAAAUGGAGUUACUUAAAAAUAAACAUCUCAUUUCUUUAAAAGUAUUAAGUUAAAAUGAAUAAAUUAACAACUUCUUAUUGUAAAACUAAAGAUAGAAUAUAAAUUAAAACCUAUCGACCUUUUUUAAACUAUUUGAUGAGUUUUAAAUUUAAUUCACUCAAGAAUUAAUGCAAAAUGAAACUUUUUGUAUGAAUUAAUCAGAUUUAUUGAAAAAUCUUGAUUAAUUAAAUGAAACUUUUGCUGAAAUGGGCUAUAGUACAAAAGGUAUAUAUAAAAAUUAAUAAAAUAGUUUUAACUUAGUCUUUAACCAAAUAUUGA